Molecule: messenger RNA, 711 nt
Organism: Penaeus vannamei (Pacific white shrimp)
Lineage: Eukaryota; Metazoa; Arthropoda; Malacostraca; Decapoda; Penaeidae
Source: RefSeq, a predicted model, not a curated record
AUGGCCUCGCAGGAUUCCAUGGCCGAACUCACUCUCUUCGCAUGCCGUCUGGGUCGCCACGAGUCGCUGCGUCUAUUUCGCCGGUGGAUGAGGCACCCUGAGAACAGAACCCCUUACGGAAAUGCUACCUUUGUUCCCUACAGCAGCCUCUCUCCAAACCAUUGGUCAGAGGUGCUUUGUACAGGCGUGAGUGCUGGCGGCGAGAAGGAAUGGGAAUUGGUCUGGAACGAGUACCUGAAUUCCAACACUACGCAGGAGAGAACCAGUUUCCUUACCGCUUUAGCAUGCAGUGAAAAUGCCACUAUUUUGUCGAGGCAGUACCUUGGAUAUUUGGAGAUGAGUUUCAAUCCUGACAUGGGAUUCAGAAAAGAUAAUUUUAAGAUAAUUUUCAGUGCAGUCGCCAAUAAUAUCGUCGGACGUCAGAUAGCCUGGACCUUCUUGAAGAAGCACUGGAAUGACAUCUUAACGUUCAAGAAGCAACACAGAGGAUACUUGCUGAAUAAAAUAACCCAUUCUUUUAAUACGCAUCGUGACCUGGCAGACCUGCAAGCGUUUUUGCAAGACAGGAACACCGAUCUGACAGAGGUUGCAAGAACCGCUGAACAGGUGUUGGAAAGAACCAAAAACAACGUCAUGUGGAUGGAGGCGAAUGUCCCCGAGAUUGUUAAGUUUCUGGAAGAUCAUGGUUAUGCAUCUCCAGAGGCCCUUUGA